Molecule: messenger RNA, 609 nt
Organism: Leptinotarsa decemlineata (Colorado potato beetle)
Lineage: Eukaryota; Metazoa; Arthropoda; Insecta; Coleoptera; Chrysomelidae
Product: lipase lipl-4-like
Source: RefSeq, a predicted model, not a curated record
CACUCGUAGACUCAAUUAUUUUCAGCCACUGGUAUAUCAAUUUGGUCAUGGUGGACUUUUUCCAGACUUAAAACUACUGAGGGCUUUUUGUACUGGAAAUUCCUUCCUGAUGAUUUUAUGUGAAACUACAAAAGUCCCAUUCUUUGGAGAUAAUUAUCCACAGCUGGAUCCGACGUAUCUACCCUUUGUUGGUGGGGUCAAUCAUGACACCUUUGCCGUUGAGUUGGCAAAUAAUCUAGCAGAUAUCCAGAAAUAUGAUAAAUUCAUGGCGAAUGAUUAUGGUAGAGACGAGAAUUUAAAAAAAUACGGAGAAUCCACUCCACCGAUAUUUAAGUUGUCCAAUAUCCAGGUCCCUGUUGUCUUGUUCUGGGGAGAAAAUGAUUGGGUUGCAACGAAACCGAAUGUUGACCGCCUUUACAGUGAAUUGAGUGAGAAUGUUCGUUGUGGUAAAAUCAAGGUAAAAGACAAUAAAUGGAACUACAACAAUUUUCUAGAGGGAAAAAAUAUAAUUCCAUUAUUGUACACACCACUCCUGGAAACAAUUCAAACAUUGAUGGCUGGAAAAUGUUGAACUUGAUUUGUUACAAGUUAUUAUAGUUAUUAUGAAAA